This is a messenger RNA of Cheilinus undulatus (humphead wrasse), 7430 nucleotides long. Its product is annotated as dedicator of cytokinesis protein 9. Gene Ontology annotation, molecular function: guanyl-nucleotide exchange factor activity. The coding region runs from base 256 to 6513 and encodes 2085 amino acids. The transcript is spliced from 53 exons. Gene Ontology annotation, biological process: positive regulation of GTPase activity; small GTPase-mediated signal transduction. NCBI's taxonomy places the organism in Eukaryota, Metazoa, Chordata, Actinopteri, Labriformes, Labridae. The record is from RefSeq and is a predicted model, not a curated record.
AAGGCCAAUGAAAGUCUCCUGAAGACGAUACUCUAUCAUGACAACAAUAACUCGGAUGGAAGAAGGCACAUCACACUUGGAGAAGCGGGAAGUAUGACGUCGAUACUUUGGAGUGAACCUACAGCUUCCCCACAACAUGACCAAGGCAUCAACUCGUGGUGGGAACUAGAGGUAGAACUGGUGAUGGUUUUAAUGUAAACUUCGCUGAUAAAAGUCGUGGAUUGAGCGGGGAUUGAUGAAAAGUUGUGCGCUGCGAUGGCCACUCCUGCGCACCCGGAGACCAGGAGGUUUACGCGGGGUCUGGGGAAACCUGGCACGGCUGCAGAGCUCAGGCAAAGCGUGUCUGAGGUAGUGAGGACGUCCGUGCUCAUAGUGAAGCCAAAGGUGAUCGAGCCGCUGGACUAUGAAAAUGUGCUGGUGCAGAGGAAAACACAAAUCCUCAGCGAUGUCCUCCGUGAAAUGCUGCAGUUCCCUCUGGAGGACUUUGAGAUUUCUACUUUGAGGCGACAGGGGAGGACGCUCCACCCUACUGUGCCUGAGAAUGCAGAAAGGGAGGCCCAGAGUCUCUUUGUCCAGGAGUGUAUUAAAACCUACAAGUCCGACUGGCAUGUCGUCAACUACAAGUACGAGGACUAUUCUGGAGACUUCAGACAGCUUCCAAACAAAGUGUCCCGGCCUGAUAAGCUGGCAGUCCAUGUAUUUGAAGUGGACGAGGACGUGGACAAAGAUGAGGACACGGCCUCUUUAGGAUCCCAGAAAGGUGGGAUUUCCAAACAUGGCUGGCUGUAUAAAGGAAAUAUGAACAGUGCCAUCAGCGUCACCAUGAGGUCAUUCAAGAGGAGGUAUUUCCAUCUAACGCAGCUUGGAGACGGCUCUUAUAACUUAAACUUCUACAAGGAUGAGAAGAUCUCCAAAGAGCCCAAAGGAACCAUUUUCUUGGACUCCUGUAUGGGUGUAGUUCAGAACAACAAAGUGCGUCGCUUCGCCUUCGAGCUGAAGAUGCAGGACAAGAGUACGUACCUGCUGGCUGCAGACAGCGAGGCAGAGAUGGAGGACUGGAUCAACACGCUCAAUAAAAUCCUGCACAGCAGUUUUGAGAUCGCCAUGCAGGAGAAGAGGAACGGAGACAUUCAUGAUGAUGAUGAUCUUGCUAAGUCAGACAGUUCCUCUGGCAGUAUGGACAGCUUUCAGAGUGCAAGAGAUAUUGAGUCGAGGAUGAGGAGUGAGACGAGGCUGAAGCUGUUUACUCUGGACCCUGACACACAGAAACUCGACUUCUCAGGAAUCGAGCCGGACGUGAAACAGUUUGAGGAGAAGUUUGGUAAACGUGUCCUGGUGAACUGCAAUGACCUCUCCUUCAACCUUCAGAGCUGUGUGGCCGAGAACGAGGAAGGACCGACAACAAAUGUGGAACCUUUUUUUGUCACCCUGUCACUGUUUGACAUUCAGAACGGCAGAAAGAUCGCCUCUGACUUUCACGUGGAUUUAAACCACCCGUCUGUACGGGCCAUGGUGUCCAAAAACAGCAGCCAGUAUAUGAAUGGGGGAGGGGACGCCCACACUGAGGCACAACGGUUGGUCCAUGGGGUGCCAGAGGUGAACAUGCAGUAUCCAAAACUGGGUGUUUUCUCGGUCACUUGUCCCCACCCUGAUAUCUUCCUGGUGGCCCGAAUAGAGAAGGUGCUUCAGGGAGGAAUCAACCACUGUGCCGAGGCGUACAUGAAGAGUUCAGACUCCACCAAGGUGGCGCAGAAGGUCCUGAAAAAUGCCAAGUGGGCGUGCAGCCGGUUAGGCCAAUACAGGAUGCCUUUUGCCUGGGCAGCAAGGCCUUUGUUCAAAGAUGCUUCAGGGACACUUGACAAAAGUGCUCGUUUCUCAGCUCUAUACAGACAAGACAGCAACAAGCUAUCCAACGAUGAUAUGCUCAAACUGCUGGCUGAUUUCAGAAAGCCAGAGAAGAUGGCCAAGCUGCCUGUAAUCCUUGGAAACCUAGACGUUACCAUUGACAAUGUAGCUCCAGACUUGACGAAUUGUGUUACCUCAUCCUACAUUCCUGUGAAGCAGUUUGAUGUCAGCGAGAAGACCAACAUCUUCUUUGAAGUGGAGGAGUUUGUGCCGUGCAUCGCCAAAUGUUCUCAGCCUUUCACCAUCUACAACAAUCACCUCUACGUCUACCCCAAGCACUUGAAAUACGACAACCAAAAGUCUUUCGCAAAGGCGAGAAACAUAGCUGUCUGCAUUGAGUUCAAGGACUCAGAUGAUGAAGAUGCUGUUUCACUGAAGUGCAUAUAUGGUCGACCUGGAGGACCUUUGUUUACCAAAAAUGCCUUUACUGCAGUUUUACAUCACCAGCACAACCCUGAAUUCUACGAUGAGUUUAAGAUUGAGCUGCCGACUCAGCUCCAUGAAAAGCAUCAUCUGCUCUUCACCUUCUACCACGUCAGCUGUGAGAGCAACAGCAAGGCCAGCACCAAGAAGAGAGACGUGGUUGAGACUCAAGUGGGUUUCGCCUGGCUUCCACUGCUGAAGGAUGGCCGCGUGAUCAUGAACGAGACCCAGAUCCCUGUGGCCGCUAAUCUGCCUGCUGGAUACCUCAGCUGUCAGGAGGGUGCAAGCAAGCAUUCAGGUCCUGAAGUCAAAUGGGUAGAUGGAGGGAAACCUAUAUUUAAGGUGUCCUCUCAUCUCGUGUCCACUGUCUACACUCAGGAUCAACAUUUGCACAAUUUCUUUCAUCACUGUCAGAGCAUUGAGCCUGCACCCCAGACAUCUGGAGGAGAUCUGGUCAAAUACCUAAAGAGUCUGCAUGCCAUGGAGAGUCAUGUCAUGAUCAAGUUUCUGCCCACCAUCCUGAAUCAGCUGUUCAGGGUGCUAACCAGUGCCACCCAGGAGGACGUGGCUGUCAAUGUAACAAGAGUCAUGAUUCAUGUUGUGGCCCAGUGCCAUGAGGAGGGGCUGGAGCACUACCUGAGGUCGUAUGUGAAGUAUGUAUUCAAGACUGAGCCGUACACGUCGUCCAACAGCCGAACAGUGCACGAGGAGCUGGCAAAGGCAAUGACAGCUAUCCUGAAGCCUUCCACCGACUUUCUCACGAGUAACAAGCUCCUCAAGUACUCCUGGUAUUUCUUUGAAGCCUUAGUCAAGUCCAUGGCUCAGCACUUGAUUGAAAGCUGUAAAGUGAAGCUGUCCAGGAAUCAGCGCUUCUCAGCAUCCUUCCAUCACACAGUGGAGACUCUGGUCAACAUGAUGAUGCCACACAUCACUCAGAAAUACAAAGACAACCUGGAUGCUGCCAGGAACGCCAACCACAGCCUUGCAGUCUUUAUCAAGCGGUGUUUCAACCUGAUGGACAGAGGCUUUGUGUUCAAGCAGAUCAACAACUACAUCAACUGCUUCAUGCCUGGAGAUCCAAAGACGCUGUUUGAGUUCAGGUUUGAGUUUCUGCGUGUUGUUUGCAACCACGAGCACUACGUCCCUUUAAACCUGCCCAUGCCUUUUGGAAAGGGAAGGAUACUGAGAUUUCAAGACCUUCAGCUGGAUUACUCGCUGACUGAUGACUUUUGCAAGAACCACUUCCUGGUUGGGCUGCUGCUCAGGGAGGUCAGUGCAGCUCUGCAGGAGUUCAGGGAGAUCCGUCAGAUAGCCAUCCAUGUCCUGAAGAGUCUGAUGAUUAAGCACACGUUUGAUGACCGCUACACCUCCAAAAGCCAGCAGGCCAGGUUGGCCACACUGUAUUUGCCCUUGUUUGGUCUGCUCCAGGAGAAUGUCAACAGGCUGAAUGUGAAGGAAGUUACUCCAUUUCCCAUCAACCACUCCAACAAUAAUGGGAGAGAAGAUUUACUUUUCACCAAUGCUCUGAUGACACCACCCCGGUCCAGCACCUUUCUGGACACCAGCUUACACAAAGAUGUGUUUGGAGCCAUCUCCGGCACCUCCUCCCCUCACACAUCAUCAACCCCCAACAUAAACUCAGUGCGUCAUGCAGACUCUCGUGGCUCUCUCAUCAGCACAGAUUCUGCCAACAGCCUGCUGGAGAGGAACGACAAGGGCAACUCACUGGACAAGAACCAGCCCGCCUCAACACUGGGCAGUACCCUCCUGAGAUGUGAUAAACUGGACCAGGCCGAGAUCAAGAGCCUCCUCAUGUGCUUCUUACAUGUUCUCAAAAGCAUGUCUGAGGAUGCCCUGUUCACAUACUGGAACAAAGCCACAUCUGCUGAGUUAAUGGACUUCUUCACCUUAAUAGAAGUGUGUCUCCAUCAGUUCAGAUACAUGGGGAAAAGAUACAUUGCAAGGAACCAGGAUGGGGCAGGACCCGUAGCACAUGAGCGGAAGUCUCAGACUCUGCCUGUGUCCCGUAACAGGGCGGGAAUGAUGCAUGCCCGCUUACAGCAGCUCAGCAGCCUGGAUAACUCAUACACUUUUAACCACACCUACAGUCAUUCGGAUGCAGACGUGUUGAAUCAGUCUCUGCUGGAGGCUAACAUCGCUACUGAAGUGUGCCUGACUGUCCUGGACACGUUAAGUAUCUUCAUCAUGGGAUUUAAGACCCAGCUGUGCUCCGACCAUGGCCACAGUCCACUCAUGAAAAAGGUGUUUGAUGUCCACCUCUGUUUCCUGCGUAUUAAUCAGUCAGAGACAGCCCUCAAGCAGGUCUUCACUACACUGCGCACCUUCAUCUACAAGUUUCCCUGCACGUUCUUUGAAGGGCGUGCUGACAUGUGUGCUGCUUUCUGCUAUGAGAUCCUGAAGUGCUGUAACUCAAAGCUGAGCUCCAUCCGCAGCGAUGCAGCCCAUCUGCUCUACUUCCUCAUGAAGAGCAACUUUGACUACACGGGUCGGAAAUCUUUUGUCAGGACACACUUACAGGUGGUGAUCGCUGUCAGUCAGUUGAUAGCUGAUGUCAUUGGUAUUGGAAGUACCCGCUUCCAGCAGUCUCUGUCAAUAAUCAACAACUGUGCCAACAGUGACAAAACUAUCAAGAACACAGCUUUCCCAUCAGACGUGAAGGACCUCACUAAACGGAUCAGGACGGUGUUGAUGGCCACGGCUCAGAUGAAAGAGCACGAGAGAGAUCCGGAGAUGCUGGUGGACCUGCAGUACAGCCUCGCCAAGUCCUACGCCAGCACGCCUGAACUACGCAAGACCUGGCUGGACAGCAUGGCCCGGAUCCACGUGAAGAAUGGAGACUUGUCAGAGGCGGCCAUGUGCUACGUGCACGUGGCAGCACUUGUGGCAGAAUACCUGCGGAGAAAAGGCAUGAUCAAGCAGGGCUGCUCAGCAUUCAGGGUCGUCACACCAAACAUCGAUGAGGAAGCAGCAAUGAUGGAGGAUGUCGGCAUGCAGGAUGUUCACUUCAAUGAAGAUGUCCUCAUGGAGCUUUUGGAGGAGUGUGCGGAUGGACUGUGGAAAGCUGAGCGUUAUGAGCUCAUCUCUGAUAUUUACAAGCUCAUAAUCCCCAUUUAUGAGAAACGCAGGGACUUUGAGAAACUGGCCCACCUGUAUGACACACUGCAUCGAGCCUACAGCAAAGUGACGGAGGUCAUGCACUCAGGAAAGAGACUUCUGGGCACUUACUUCAGAGUGGCUUUCUUUGGCCAGGGUUACUUUGAAGAUGAAGAUGGUAAAGAGUACAUCUACAAAGAGCCCAAGUUCACCCCUUUGUCUGAGAUAUCACAGAGGCUCCUGAAGCUGUACUCAGACAAGUUUGGACAGGAGAACGUGAAGAUGAUCCAGGACUCAGGAAGGAUUAACCCCAAAGACCUGGACUCUAAGUAUGCCUACAUCCAAGUGACUCACGUGACCCCUUAUCUGGAUGAGAAGGAGCUGGUGGACAGGAAGACAGACUUUGAGAAGAGCCACAAUAUCCGCCGAUUUGUGUUUGAGAUGCCGUUCACCAUAUCAGGCAAAAAGCAGGGCGGGGUGGAGGAGCAGUGCAAACGCAGGACUAUACUAACAACAACGCACUGUUUCCCCUACGUGAAGAAACGCAUUGCAGUGAUGUACCAACACCACACUGAUCUGAGCCCUAUUGAGGUGGCCAUCGAUGAGAUGAGCAAGAAGGUGGCGGAGAUCAAACAGCUCUGCUCCUCCAGCGAGGUGGACAUGAUACGUCUGCAGCUCAAACUUCAGGGUAGCAUCAGUGUCCAGGUUAAUGCAGGACCACUUGCAUAUGCCCGAGCUUUUCUAGAUGAUUCAAGUGCAAAGAAGUAUCCUGAUAACAAGGUCAAACAGCUGAAAGAGGUCUUCAGGCAUUUUGUGGAGGCGUGCGGCCAUGGCUUAGGCAUCAAUGAGCGGCUGAUCAAAGAGGACCAACAGGAAUAUCACGAUGAGAUGAAAGCAAACUACAGAGACCUGGCCAGAGAGCUGUCCAUCAUCAUGCAUGAGCAAAUCAGUCCUGUGGAGGAUGGCAUGAAGAGCGUUCUUCCAGACUCGCUUCACAUCUUUAACGCCAUCAGCGGCACGCCAACCACUACCACCAUCCAGGGCAUCCCCAGCUCUUCCUCCGUGGUAUGAUGCUAGCCUGAGCUAGCCUUGAACCCGGCGCUUUCAGCCCUUGCUAGCCAGCCUGCCAGUGAUGAAGAUUGUCAGCUUUAAAAGGGAAACUGACAAAGGCAUGGACAAGUCUGACCAUUUUCAAUGAACUGCAGCGAAGGCACUGGAUCUGAUGUCAUGGGAUCUCUGGUGGAAGGGGCCAAAUCAAAGUUUUCAGUGACUGAGUCCUGGGGGGGAUCAUACAGGAAAGAUGACAGACUCGGCUCCUGUUUCCACCUGAAGAGACGGGGCAGUGUUUUCCAUGGAGACAUUCCUGUUGGGAUCUUAAAUAUGCAUGUCAUUACAUUACACCCAGCACCGUCCCAACAGACCAUUUUUGUUUAUUUUGUCAAAGUUUCACAUUGUCUUUUUUAUGUACAGUAUUCCACUUUUAUAAGCCACUGUGUUGAUAUCUUGAUGAACAUAAAUGCUGCAUACAUAGACGCUCAUCUCCCUGUAAAUGAGGUUAUAUUUCUAUAAAAAUGCUCAAAAUUUGCAAAAGGGCCUCUUUUGACUCAUUCAACCUUAAUUCACUUCAAUGUCUUAGGAUAGGAGCGUUUUUAAAAUAUUUAAAGCCAUUACAAAUAGUAUAUACCAAGUUGUUUAUUAAUGUAUAUAGAAAAAAGGAGUGUGUGCAAUAUUUGCUAAGUAUACACUGUAAGGAUGAUAUUCACCUUCUUUGCCAAAGCGAUGAGGUGCGGAGGCAGACACUACGCCUACUGUGGAAGUAAUAUGAAGCUUUUACCAUUUUAGUGUUCUUUAAAAUGUUCAACAAAUUGUUUUAUAUUGGAGCAGCAAUGUUUUUUUAAUUUUUAUUUAACACAAAGGCACUGUUCUGCUGUAAACAGAAAUAUUCAACAAUGCUUUUCUUUUAAAUAAAGUACACUCAUUUCUCUGCA